This is a messenger RNA of Ectocarpus sp. CCAP 1310/34, 1212 nucleotides long. The record is from the annotation of a GenBank genome assembly. NCBI's taxonomy places the organism in Eukaryota, Phaeophyceae, Ectocarpales, Ectocarpaceae.
UGAAGACCAAGAAUCUGGGCGAAGGAGUCGAUCCGCCGUUCUCGGAGAAGCGUCGACUACUUUGGAGAUUGAUCGAUUGAUCGGUGCAUCGGCCGCACGUCGGCCGGGGGCGGAGAUAUGAGCGGGGACGAGAACACCUCCGACGAGUCUGUGAUUGGCCUCGAAGAGUAUGACGCGGAGCGGCAGGACAGCGCUAAUGAGCGGGCCGUCAUCAGCGCCUCGGUGGAGGACCUAAAGGCCGACAUGGCGGCGAGGUUCGCGGAGGUGCUAGAAGCUGUGCGUGCUCGGGGCGGCGGUGCCGCCGCUGGUGACGCUGCCGGAGUUGCACCAGCGCCCAUGUAUGGGGGCACGAGUGCAGCUGCCGGGGUGGCGCCGGCGCCCAUGUAUGGGGGCGCGAGUGCGGCUGGUUCCUCGGCCGACUACGGGUUACACCGCGUGGAGUCGAGUCCCGGGUUGCUGCAGGGCGCUGGUCUGUAUGGCAGUGGGGGCGGCUUAGGCUUCACUCCCGCGAUUUCGUUCCCGUUUGGAGCGGGGGGCCUUAACAUGGACUCCGGUGGAUACGGGACGGGAACGAGGGUGUUGGAGGCGGCAUCGCAAGCGCGGCUGGAUCGUGUCGAAGCCUCGUUCCAGACGGCCAUCGACGACGUGGCGCGGCACGCUCGGGAGAAUUACGCGGCCAUCCAAGCGCAGCACAACCGAGACAUCUUCUUUGAGAUGUUCGCGGACGAGAUGCAGCGGCGCUUCGUUCUGCCUCCGCCGUCGGAGGGUCUUUCGCCCCCCCCCCUCCCGGGUUUCCCAAACAUCGCGGCGUAUCUCCGGUCGGGAGGGCUGAUCAAUUCUGCUGUGCAAGGCAAGUCCGGCCGUUCGUCGGCCGCCGCAGCGGAUGCCGGGGGGACGGGCAGCGCAACCAAGGAGCAGGGGGUGUGCUACAAGUUCCAGAAAGACGGUAACUGUCGGUGGGGGAAGAAGUGUAAGUUCGCGCAUGUGGCGCCACGGAAGGCCGGCCGAAAGGGAGGAAAAAGAGGGGGCGCGGCUGGCGGCGGCGCCGAGGAUGGCGACUCGAAAGGUAGCCCCUACACCGCCGCCGACACCAACGCCUCUGCCGCCGCCGCCCCAGCGAAGGGGGGCAAGGGGGCUACGGCCGUGACGAUGACUCGCAGCAGUGCGACGGGCGGUGCCGGCGGCGGCGCGAAGGACGAUGCUGAAGAAUAG